CCCAGUCGUUAGCUGCGGGCGGCGACAAACUCCACACUGCCCCGUCGUCACUGUCAUUGAUCGUCUCCUCCUCCACCACGUAGGACUCGCUACUACCAGACUACGACAGCACGGCGACAACACACGACUUUGAACCCUCAUGUAUGAGGUGGACUCGGCGCGGUGUAGCUGUGACGGGUGAGCUAGGGUGUGGAGGAAUGUAGAGGGGUGCGGACAGACACGCCCUCAAGUAACUCGGUCCCGUGACAAACAAGAUUCAACCGCCAAGGGGUGGAACUUUCUCACAGCUACAGAAGGAACCGCCACACCAACUUGUAAACAUGGAUAUAUAUCAACACACCUGGUCCCAGCUAGGACUGUGUAUUAUGCUACAACUUUUAUACCUAGAAAUAUCCACGGUGACGUGCUUUGCAUGGCAUAGUCCUAGCCAGACUCGUUCACAGACUGCCCCCGUCGAAAGCCAUAUGGUGUCCCAAAGGUGGCACCAGUCAGUCCCAAAAUGGUACCCGUACAAUAUGUGGAAGCGACGGAAGCGGAAGGAGGGAGAAGGAAGUCACCUUACAUUGGAUAUUUCUAAUGUACUUGGCAGGAGCAGGAAUUUGUUUAGCGGAAAAAGGAGUGCCUAUGUGUCUAAAUACCGCAAACUGCUGGACAAGUAUAAUAGGAAAAAGCAGAUGAACAGCAUAUUAAGCAAAAAUGUAUGGAAAACUAACGCCCCCUCUACAACGUACGGUUCAUCGUUGUCAGUGAACGCGAUGGACAACAGGCUGUUCUCCGCUGAGAAGUUCAGAAAAGUAAGUACGUUACAGACUCGGAAACACAAGUCUCAUUUUGGAGGUAUCGGCUCAGUACAGGAUUCGUUCGGAAUGGUUCACACACCCAAGAAACCAUCCACUUCUCAAAAGAAAAAGGUCAAGGAAUUAACGCAAUCCGGAUUUGAUAACGUCGGAUUUGGAACAAUAGCCGAGGAUGGAUUUGAUUUACAGCCAGCCGGUGGAUUUUCAAAUGAUUUUUUACCAAUACGUCAAACAGGAUCCGAAACUCUUAAAAACGAGGCUGACACAGCAGCAAAGACAUCGACUGGGUUUGGGACAGGCUCCUUCUCUUCUGACGCUGGGUCCAUGGGGGACACUUCCUGGUCCGACUCUGGGAGCUGGGGAGGUGAUGGGUUCGGAGCUGUGGGGGCCUCUUCGGCGGCCCAGUCGUCAUCCGGGACUUGGGGAAAUCCGGCUGCUGGCAGUGAUGGCUUCGGAACGAUCGGAGGAGGUUCAUUCUCAGCAGAAACGAAGGACUGCGACACCAUCCUGACAAAGUCCUGCUCAGACAACAGCGAGUGCUCGUGUUAUGGCUUCUACACAUGCGUCGACCACAGAUGUGCGUCUGUGCAGUCUGCCUCAGAUUCGACCGAUUCUGCAAUGGCAGGGACCUGGCACCAGACCCCUAUAGACUUCGGUAGCUUCUCGAAACGGAAGGACCCGACUAAGGUCAUCCAAGUCUUCAUGUUGCCAUGGCAAUCGGAAAAGUGAAUGUCGUCGAGAUGAUGAAAAGCUGAGCUUUGAUUGGUCAAAAGAGACACAUGACCCGUUCCCCAGACAUGGACCGUCUUUGAAAAUGAGAAAACCUUUGCGCGUUGCUUACAACUGAACGGUUGGGUGUGUUAGCGGAGUAGCGAAUACUUCAAACUUUAUUCCUGGAGGUACCAACACACACUACAGGGCGCUGUCCUUUGCCUACGGGAUGAAAUACAAUGUGUUAAAAGUGUUCUCAAAAUAUUGUUCACGAUACUAUCAGCUACAAAAUAAUCCUUACGUCAUGAAACAGGUGCUCAGUCAAGGGGCCACCGUUUAAUUAUUGAUACCCAUGAGUUUGUUUACACCAUGUAAAUCCUAGAACAGUGUUUAGAAAACAUGUAAUCUAGUCUACGUCUAGUGGUUAGGUUAAGUUCAUGCCAGGGGUCACGGCAUAUAAACAAGAGGCACUAUUGUUUCUGUUGUACGUAACCUAUAGCACGCCAGCUGAAAAUGGAUGAUAAAAUUACAUUUUUUAUUUAUUUUAUUAUCUGAUUGUAAUAUUACUAGGAAUAGAAAACCUCAACUGGUCAUUAAAAAAUAAUUUGGAGCCCAAUAUCAAUAUUAGUCAGUGAAUGUCAUAUGGUUGGAGUAGAAAUGUUGUUGUUUUUUAAUUCUUAAUGUAUUCGUGUGUUGUUUUGAUUUAUCAUAUUACGAAGAGUUUUAAUUAAAUCUUCUACUUUCAACAUUAACAGCAGUCAUUGAUGUCUGCUUGAUUUAAGCUUCAUGACAAAAUAGCGAGGGCGCGUGGACCCGAAUAUUUAAAGUGUGUUAUACUUGGGAGAAUUCGUCAAAAUUAAUCUUUGUCGGGUUAUAUAUAUUGUUGUCAGGGGAACUGUACCGGUUUCGGCUACAUUUGAAAACUAGACAUGUUCACAUCUAGGAAAUGUGACACGGCGUGUUCAUGGAAUGUGUGAGCCCAUGUUAUAAAUACAUCUAUAUUUCUAAACACUUGGUUUCCAAUGUUAUGCAGCAGAAAUGUAAUAAAGGUCUAUUCUUAUUGCA
Haliotis rufescens (red abalone) is the source of this 2573-nucleotide messenger RNA. RefSeq lists its product as uncharacterized. The transcript has 4 exons. Lineage: Eukaryota; Metazoa; Mollusca; Gastropoda; Lepetellida; Haliotidae. The coding region runs from base 321 to 1526 and encodes 401 amino acids. The record is from RefSeq and is a predicted model, not a curated record.